Molecule: messenger RNA, 856 nt
Organism: Oryzias latipes (Japanese medaka)
Lineage: Eukaryota; Metazoa; Chordata; Actinopteri; Beloniformes; Adrianichthyidae
Gene: tmdd1
Product: transmembrane and death domain 1
Biological process (GO): signal transduction
Molecular function (GO): protein binding
Source: RefSeq, a predicted model, not a curated record
UUGAAAAUAAAUAUCUUUACUUGUGAACAACAGAGGUUAACAGCCAAAAUGAAGGUCUGGGAAGUGCUUGUCUUUUUUUUCUUGUUUCUGCCACCGACCUGGAUGUCUGGGGAGGACACAGUGGCAGAGGACAUCAGUGUGCAUCAGCUGGAACGUUUAGUGGAUCUGCUGACAUUUAAGGAGUGUGAGGACCUCCUGGUUGCCCUGUCAAACCCAGAGGAGAACAUUUUCCAGCACAUCCAACUCCUAUCGCCAGAAAACAAUCAAUUAGGUCUUCAACCUCGAGCCAAGAGAGACACGUCUACUGCAGCAGAUGAUGAGACUCAGUGUCGAGCAGCCCUGACAGGCUGGAUGCUGGAGAACGGUGAGAGGACUUACUACGACAGACUUUCUCGCGCCUUGCAGCACAUCGGCAGAACAGAUAUUGCCAUUGAAGUGGGGAAGAACAUUAACCAGGACAAAGCCUUGAGCUUGAAGCGCUACGUUGAGGAUUACCAUAAAUAUGUAAUGUCUUUGAACCUCCCAUCGCUGAAGGAAGCCACAAAAACCCAUCAGCGUGCACAUCAGAGGGCCUCAAACAGAGCAGGGAAGGAUCUGCCAGGGCCUGACCUGGUCCGAGGAGCCCUUUCAUCUGUGGUUGUGCCAUUUUUGUACGGCACACUUCUGGCAAUAGGAGUCACCUUGCUUGCAGCUGUCCUCUUCAUCAUCAUCAUUCGGAAAAGAUCUGAGCGAGGCCAGUGCCUCACAGAAUGUUGGGAGUUGGGCCAAAGCUGAGAUGUGAAGUUGGGAGAUGCAACCUUUGGGAUGUCAAACUCAAAAUUUAAAUAAUAAAGGUUUUAGAAAACUGAAAAAAAAA